Messenger RNA from Cydia splendana, 1452 nucleotides. RefSeq names its product protein twist-like (gene twi). The record is from RefSeq and is a predicted model, not a curated record. The transcript has a single exon. Gene Ontology annotation, molecular function: protein dimerization activity; DNA-binding transcription factor activity, RNA polymerase II-specific; RNA polymerase II transcription regulatory region sequence-specific DNA binding. Gene Ontology annotation, biological process: developmental process; regulation of transcription by RNA polymerase II. Lineage: Eukaryota; Metazoa; Arthropoda; Insecta; Lepidoptera; Tortricidae. Bases 202 to 1011 code for a protein of 269 amino acids.
UACGCUCCGAAGAUGAUGGACAAGAUAAACAAACGACGAAUACGACGAUCAGAUCCCCGUCUCGCUCUCGCCAACCGGGAGGCGGAGCGAGUGGAGGGAGGCGCGAUGGAAACGGUUAAAUGGUUAUUUUUUGUGUCUUGUCAAUGAAGGGACGCCCGGCCCCAGGAGUCAGUCAGUUGCACCCGCUUGCACCGCGCACCCAUGUUGCACGAUUACACGGACCCGCGAAAUAUGAACUACGAUCACUGUGACUACAGAACAGUGCCUAUAAAGCGGGAGAAGGACUCCGAGUACCCCGACGACGAGAAUUUCUAUAGCUACCCUCCUAUGGAAAUCAAAAGGCAAUCCGCAGAGCAGGGCUUUGCGCCUUCCUCCCCUACACACCUCAUGGACCUCAGCAAUGGUACCGAAAGACCGACGCAACAACAGUGGCCGUCCAACGUGAUAUUUGACAGUGACGAACGAGAAUACCAGCCUCAAUACCACCCGUAUGAACCAGAAUACGGCCAGGAGCGGCAGAGGCAAAAAACAUUCUACUUCGACGAUUCCAACUCGCAAGACACCGUACGGACGUUCUACGAACCGAAUGAAAACGGGGAAUACAGAGCUUCCACUGAAGAACGCAGCGACGGAAGUGACGAGCAACGGAGAUCGAAGAGGCGUUCCUCGAAAUCGUCAAGAAAAAAAGCGCAGUCGUUCCAGGAAAUGCAGAUACAACGCAUGAUGGCUAACGUGAGGGAACGCCAGCGGACGCAGAGUCUUAACGAAGCCUUCGCGAGCUUACGGCAGAUCAUACCUUCGCUGCCCAGCGACAAGUUGUCUAAGAUACAGACUCUUCAAUUAGCGACUCAGUAUAUCGAGUUUUUGUACCAGAUUUUGUCGAAUAACGAGUGCGCAACAAGCGAAACAACGGACUCCGGCGGUGAACACGGCAAGUACUUAGCACAGGACAAACUUAGCUAUGCCUUCUCUGUGUGGAGAAUGGAAGGAGAGUGGAAUGGACAGACGUGAUCCUCAUCUAGUGUUUGACCAAAGAAAAAAGACGCUUGAUUUAUUCCAUAGUAUUAAGGAUUGUUGAUUAUUUUUAAAGUGAUGAUUUUAAAAUGAUAGGAAUCUUUCACGAUGUUGCAUCUGGCAUAAAGGACUUUCGUCCAAGACCAAGUGAUUUUGUACAUAAUGCAUUGUUACAUAAAAUGUGAUAGUUAAGGAGAUAUUUUUUAAAAUAUCAAAGAUGUGUAUACGAAAUUUACACACUGUAAAUAAAGUUAUUAGAAACUCCAAAGAAUCGAAAAAAGCAUGUUUAAAAUAAAUUAAAUAAUAUUAAUCUCGUAGGAUUAAGUGAUUAUAAUUUAAGAAGCUGAUUACCAAAAAAUAAAAGCACAAUGUUGGUAAGAAUUAUUAGAACCUACAUGUAUUGUGUUUUUUAAUUCCAAUAAAUUUUAAUUAUCAAAA